AUGAAGAAGUUGUAAGUUUACUUCUUUUUAAUAUUGAUGAUUGCCAUGACAUGUAAUAUUUGCUAAAUAAAAUUAGUUUAAGAACAAAUUAAACUUGGAAGCUAUGUUUAGAUUCAUGAUCUAGAAAAAUUGAAUUCUUUAGAGUUCAGCGACUUAGAUUGUGAAAAAGAUUUACUUAAGUUGCAGCAAUCAUUACAUACUUGGAUGGAUAUAUUCAAAAAUUAAAAUGAUUUAGAGGAUGAUGUGAAUAAUCUAUCAGCAUUAAAACUCGUUAUUACAAAUAUCAAAAACAAUCAGAAUCCCGAAUCGCCAAGUAUAUAAUACUUACUAAUAUAGCACUGUUCCAAUACAAAUAAUCCUAUGUUGAACUCGUAGAUUCAAUGGGUUCAAGUGAUCAAACACCAUUUUAUUAAUGGAGACUAGAAGGACCAUAAAAAUUAAUAUAAUCCAUUAACUUCAUAGAGCAAGCUCAAUCAUUUUAAGAUGUCCUUGAAUAUUGCACUGAAAUCGAGUAAAUGAUCAAUCUUCUUAUAAAUGAGAGAGAAGAAAUAAAAUAAGAACUCAACUCAUAACAAGUAACAAAUCUUCAUUUCAGUCUAGAUGAUUGUGCAAAAACUGGAUCAGAAGUCAUAGGAGGUUCAAGAAGCACUUGAAUAAUGCAAAUUGCAAAAAUAACAAUAAACAAUCAAAUAGCCAUAACCAUAAGUCAAAGAAUAAAUAAUUGAAGAUAAUAGAUAAAUACAUGAAUCAUCUGUUGAUCAAGAAAAACCAGUCUUUGAAAACACUAUAGAAAAAGAACAAGAAUUCGUAGAAUAUGGAUUUGGAUAUUGGUUAAGAUUUUUGACUCUUUAUCCAAAAAGAUUAGAAAAUAAGGAUAUACCUUGGUAUUUCUUAAGCAGAUUAACUUCUAAUAAAAAUUAUUAAAAUAUCGCAAUGAAUGAUAGACUAUUGGCAUUAUGGUUAGGUUAGGGAUUCUAUCAUUUUACAACAUGCGAUGAAUUGUAAAAUUAACCCAAUAUCAUUUAAAAUGUAAAUCAUCAUGAGGAUAUAGAUGGAUAAUGGACUUAUAUUUAUUAUUCAUAUAGUUCAAGUACAAAAUAAGCUAUUGGAAUAAUCCAAUUUGGAUAAGAAUAACCAUAAUAAAUUACUCAUAAUGUUCUACAUACAAAGACUAAAUACUUGAGAUUUUUAGUUGGUGGAAAGGAUAAUAAUCAAUAUCCUGGAUUUAAUGGUUAGUUUUCAUCAAUAUUCCUAUCAACUAACCCUGGGGUCUUUGUUCCUACUCUUAAUAAAUUUAUUGAUUAAUUUAAAACAGUCAAAAUGCCUGCAUCAGACUUUGAAUCUAUAUUUAGAGUUUAAUUGAUAGAUGAAGAAAUUAAUAGAAAUCCCUCACUUGAAGGAGAUUACAUGGCAGUAGGAGGAGGAUCGAAGAAAUUUCCUCUUGAAUAUUCUAUUAGUGGUUGGUUCAAAUGGGAGGAGAUUGUUUAAUAAGUAUGGCAUUCAGUCUUUAGAGUACAAAUCAACAAACCAUCUACUGAUAAGUUUCUUGGAGACAGAACAUUGUGUAUGUUCAUAGGAACGGCAUAAGGAGGAAUAUUUCAUUUUCCUACAUAUUCAUACUAAAAUAUGAAGGGAGAAGGCACUUCUAAUUUAGUCAAUAACAUUCCUCACAAAAACAAACAUCUAGACUGGUUUUUCGUGUACUUUGGCUAUUCUAAGAAAUUAAAAAAGGCAUUUGUAUAAGUUAGAUUGUCAUCUGGAAUUGAAACCCUAGAAUACAAUGAUGUUAAUCAUUAUUAUACCCCUCAAUUUCAUACUUACGUUGGUAAAGAUGAACACUUUCCAGGAUUUAAUGGUAAAAUUGCAUAUGUAAACUUUGUUCUUGGAUCAGGAUCUUAUAGAAAUAAACCAGAUUUCAUAAUUAAAGAUGAUUUAUUUGGAUAUGAUGUUGGAAAUACAAAACUUAUCAAAAAAGUUGAAAAGUAAAUUGACGAUUAAACUACAGUUGAUGAACAAGAUUGUGAAACUCUAAAAUAACCUGAAGAAAUAAAACCAGCACUUUAAGACGUCGAAGAUAGAGAAGUAUCUAUUGAAUCUGCAGAACCUGUAUUUGAAAAAGAAUACGAGGAGUCUCCAUAAAUUUAUGGGUAUGGUUUCUGGCUUAGGUUUAUGCAUGCUUAUCCUAAAAGACUUUUAUAAGGUAGAACUGCACCUUGGUAUUUCAUUUCUCGAUUGACUUCAAAUAGAAAAUAUGAUAAUGUGUAAAUGGGGGAUAGAUUACUGGCCAUAUGGUUAGGAUAAUCAUUUUAUCAUUUCACUACGUGUGACACUCAAAAGAAUUAAGCCAAUAUUAUUUCAAAUAUUGAUUAUCCCAAAGAUAUUGAAGGAGUUUGGACAUAUAUCCAUUACUCUUAUAACAAAUAAAGUUAGACUGCAAAUUCAUUUAUAAGUUACUCAAAAUCUGAUAUUUAAUAUUCAAGUGUCUAAGUUUAACAUCCUGAUAUCAAGUAUUUGAAAUUCAUUUUCGGAGGCAAUGAUCAAAAAAGAUAUCCAGGAUUCAAUGGGUUCAUAUCAAAAAUUAUGAUCACAAUUUCAAAGGAUAACUAUAUUGAAAAUAAAGAUGAAUUUACAGCCUUUGUAUCUAAAUUAGAGUAACCUAAAGUUGAUCUUACAGAUUUAAUUGCUUAUUAAUUGAUUGAAAAUGAAACAUAACGAUAAGACUCUGAUGAAUCUAUCAAUUAAACUUUAAAUGAUAAAAACUAGAGAUUCCCUAAUGAAUACUCAUUGAGUGGCUGGUUUAAAUGGACUGGACCUUAGAGAUCAGCUUGGCACAAUAUCUUUAGAGUCUAAAUCCAAACUCCUUCAACAGAUAUCUAUUUGGGAGAUAGGACUUUAUGUAUGUGGCUUGGUUCCAUAGAAGGAGGAGUGUUACAUUUUCCAACUUACUCAUACGAUGUCAACAAUCCCUAAGGCAAUCCAAAUUAUUAUCAAAAUAUUAAACACAAUCAAAGACAUUUGGAAUGGUUCUAUGUUUACUUUGGGUAUUAGAAAACAACAAAAUUAUCAUAUAUUUAAGUGGCUUGGCCUACAGAAACAUAGGAUUUAUUGUAUACAGAUAUUAACCAUUAUUUGACUCCUUCCUUUUAUAUAUUUGUUGGAAAAGAUAAAUUCUAUCCAGGACUAUCAGGAAAGUUAGCUUAAGUUUACUUUAACCUCGGAAAUGGAUCUUUUAAAACUAAAGAAGAAGUCCCAGAUACAGUAGAAUCAUACUUGAAAGGUAGUCAAGUAAUAAAACCUCAGAUUCCUAUCCCUUAGAAAAAACAAUAAUAAACUAUCUAAGAAAUUAAAAAAUCUGAAUUAUAACCAUAAUAAUAACCUACAGUUAAAGAUGUUCGUCAGCCUGAAUAAUAAUAAUGGGAUAUUUAAGGUCCAGUUCCGUUUGAUAAUUUAAAUAACAAUAAUGUUGAAGCAUAUUCAGAUACUCCUGAAUUGAAUUCUAGCAAGUCUGAUGACAAAAUUAAGUAGCCAGAUUGUUAAGAAUAGAUACAGGAUUAAGAUACUCCUCUUGUUCAACAAAUUUCAAAAAAAUAGGAUGACAUUAUUAUCAAAUAGAAAGAAUAAAAUGAAUAAAUUUUUGAUAAUUCUGUAAAAGAGAAAAAAGAUGUCACUGUAAAUGAGUAAAGUAAAAUAGCUAAUCAAGAAAUUGAAGAAGUUAAUAAAAGAAUUAGUACAACAGAUGAAAAAAAUCAAUCAACAAAUGACAAUACUAAUUUAACAAAUGAUGUAAUAUCAACUCCAAACAGAGAAAAGCAAUAAACUAAUGAAACAAUUUAACAAAACAACAAAGUUGAUUAAUAAACGGAUUAGACUAUUCAAUAAAAUAAUAAAGUUAUUAAAUAAACAGAUGAUGCAAUUUAACAAAGUAAUUAGACUAGUUAAUAAAGUGAUGAGACAAUAUAAAAGACUAAUAAAUCUACACAAUAAACAGAUCAAAUUAUUUAAUAAAAUAAUAACUCCAUUCAAUAGACAGAUAAAAUAAUUGAAUAAAGUAAUAAAUCAAAUUAGUAAACAAAUGAGACAUCAGAAUAAAAUACUAAUGCAGUUUAGUAAACUAAUGAAACAAUUUAAUCAAAUAAUAAAUCAAAUUAGUAAACAAAUGAGACCAUUUAAUAAAAUAAUAAAGUAACAACUUAAUAGAGUAAUAAAACAACCCAGUAAACAAAUGAAAUAAAUGAUAUGAAUAAUUAAAUAGAUAAGUAAACUGUCGAAACAUCAUAAUAGAAAAAUAAAGUAGUUUAGUAAACUAACGAAACAACACAAUAGAAUAACAAAGUAGUUUAGUAAUCUAUUGAGACUACUUAACAAAACAAUAAAACAGUUUAGUAAACAAAUGAGAAUACUUAAUAAAGCAAUAAAACAGUUUAGUAAAUAAAUGAGACUACUUAAUAAAGUAAUUAAACAGUUUAGCAAACUAAUGAAAAUAUUUAAUAAACAAAUGAAAGUACUUAAUCUUCAAAAUAAUCCAAUUAAUAAACUUAGCAAGUUGAUUAAUUAACCUAAUAAAUUGAUACUGUAACUUAAGAGUCUAAAUAAACAACAAAAGUAACCAAUUAAUCUUCUUAAUAAAUCAAUGAGACUACCUAAAAAAUAAAUGAAACAUCAAAUGAAUAAGUUAACAAAGUUGGAUAAAAUACUGAAUAAACAAAUAAAUAAGAAAGUAUCCCUGCAGAACCAGAAUUACCUGAUUAUAAGAUAAUUGAUCAUAAAAAUGAUGAUAUUAGUGAUUAAUAAACAAUGGAUAUGCCUGUUUAAGAAGGCGAUCUAUGUGUAUAAAAUCAGGAUGAAGAAUUCGAGAAAGUUUAAGAAAUUAAGAUUAUUCCUGGGUAAACUUAUGAAGAUUAAAUAUCCAAUGAUAUAGAAGGAAAAAAUCCAAUAGUUGACUAGGGAAUAACAGUUGCCAAUAAUUACCAAGAGUAUGGUUAUGGAUAUUGGAUGAGAUUCUUAACAUAUUAUCCAAAAGAACUAAUUAAAGGGAAAGAUGCUCCUUGGUAUUUCAUAAGUAGGUUGACAAAAAACAAAAAUUAUGAAAAUAUUAAUAUGGGUGACAGAGUAUUGGCAAUAUGGCAAGGAGCAGGGUUUUACUAAUUCACAACAUAUGAUAUUAAUGGAUUGAAACCUAAUGUUUUAUUAAAUGUUGAUUACCCUAAUGAUAUUGAAGGUGUUUGGACAUACAUUUAUUAUUCUUACAGUACAGAAUAAGAAUAAGCAGUUGGCCAUAUUAAAUUUGGAAAUGAUAAAUUCACAACAAUAAAAUAAAAUGUAAAGCAUUCUCCAACUGUUUACUUAAGAUUUAUUUUAGGCGGAAAUGAUUAAAAUAGGUUUCCAAGUUUUAAUGGAAUAUUUACCAAGAUUACUUUUGGUAUUAGAACAGGAACAUUUCUAUUAACAUCAGAGUAGUUAAUAAUGAAAUUGAAUAUUUAUGAUGUUCCUUAGUAAUCUGUGGAGGAAGUGCAGAGUGUUAGAAUAGUAGAAAAUGAGGAGACACGUUCUUCAGAGAAUUUAUAUUAGUAUAAAGUAAUUAGGAACAAGAAAGUUAAGUUCCCUAGAGAGUAUGCAUUGAGUGGAUGGUUCAAAUGGUCAACAUUGUUGGAAAAGGAGUGGCAUAACUUAUUCAGAAUUUAGAUAAGAAAGGAGUCUACAGAUAGUUUUUUGGGAGAUAGAACAUUAUCAUGUUGGAUUGGAAAGACUUAAGGAGGAGUGUAUCAAUUCCCAACUUACACUUAUACCAAUAUGAUUGCCAAUGGUAAUGCAAAUUUAUAUAAAAAUCUCAAUUUAAAGGAUAGACAUACAAAAUGGCAUUUCAUCUAUUUUGGAUAUUCAAAGAUCAAGAGUUAAGCCAAUGUCUAUGUGAAAUGGUAGGAGGAUGAGGAUUAAUUGAUCUACGAUAAUGUGAAUCAUUACUAUGUCCAAACAUUAUUUGCUUAUGUUGGAAAGGAUAAGUUUUAUUCUGGAUUGAAUGGUAAAAUGGCAUAUGUAGUAGUGAAUUUCGGAUUUGGUGCGUAUAAGAAUCAGAAACAAUUUGAUGAAGAAAUUUUCAACCUCAAACUUGGAUUGAAGGAAUUAGUUAAGAGUACGGAGGAAUAGUAAUUUUAACCAGUGAUAAAAUAAGAGAAGAUAGAGUCAAGUGGUUUUGAUUCAGAUAAGGCUAGCUUUGAAUAAGAAGAAAGUGGUGAGAAGCCAUUUAAGUAAUAUGGUUAUGGAUAUUGGAUGAGGUUUUUGACUCUCUAUCCAAAAUAAUUGCUGGGUGGAAAAUCAGCGCCUUGGUAUUUUGUUUCAAGAAUGACAUGGAAUCAAAAUUAUAACGAUAUUAAUAUGGGUGAUAGAGCAUUAGCUGUUUUCUUAGGAAAAGGGUUCUACUAAUUUUCAACUUGUAAUUUGAUAACUAAGAACCCAAAUCAAGAGUAAAGAAUAGAUCAUCCAGAAAAUAUAGAAGGUCUUUGGACAUUCGUUUAUUAUUCUUAUAAUAAAGAGUUAGGAAAGGCUGUUGGAUUCAUAAGAUUUGGAUAUGAUAAAUUUUAAUAGGUUUAGCACACUGGAGUUACACAUUAGGAUACAAGAUUUAUAAAAUUGAUUGUAGGUGGAAAUGAUAAGAAAAGAUAUCUUGGGUUUAAUGGUCAAUUUUCUAAGAUCUCAUUCUCAACUCGGGAUGGAUCAUAUAUAGAUUAGGAGAAGAUUUUGAAAUCUUAUACGUUAGAGAGAAAAGUCUAAAAAAUUGCUACAAUGAAUGUAUUGGGAGAUUAGUUUUAGAGGAAAGCAGAUGAGGAAGGAGUGUUUGCUUAAAGUGACAAGGUUGAUUUACCAACAGAAUAUGCUAUCAGUGGUUGGUUCAAGUGGGUAUUAGCAGAUAAAUAGGAGGAUUUGCAUAGCAUGUUUAAAGUUACAAUAAGAAAUCCUUCAGAUGAUCAAUUAGGAGAUAAAACUUUAGUGGGAUAUGUUGGAAAGAACGAUUUAUAGUUCUCAACUUAUAGUUUUGACAACAUGGAAGGAAAUGGUAAAAAGGAUAUUCAAAGGAAGAUUGAACAUAAGAAUAGACAUUAAAGAUGGUUCUUUGUCUAUUUUGGAUAUUAAUAAGAGAAAUCAACUUGCCAUGUCCAUGUUUAAUGGUAGGAUGAAAUGUCAUAGCAGGGAUUCACUUAUAUUAAUCACUAUUUGAGUAAUCAAUUUUUCAUUUACAUUGGUAAAGAACCAUUUGUGGCUGGAUUUAAUGGAUUGAUUACUUAGAUUAAAUUCAAUAUGGGUGAAGGGGCAUAUAAAUAAAGUACUGAUUAUAAGGAUCAAAAUAAUAUAUUUGGGUUUGAUUUGUAAACUAUUAAGAAAGAAGUUAGAACAUUUGAUCUUGCAAAAUUGAAAGAUAAAAUUAUGGUAGACUCGAAUAGUGAUGAGGAGUCCAAUUAUUUGAAGGUAUUUAAUAAAGAUGAGUUGGAUGAGGUAUUUGAAUAUGGAUAUGGAUUUUGGCUUAGAUAUCUAAGGAAUUAUCCAAAAGUAUAAAUUGAAGGAUUAAAAGUUGAUUGGAGUUUCAUCAGUAGAUUGAGUAAGAAUGAUGUAUUGCAAGAUAGUACUCUUGGUGAUAGAGCUUUGGCAAUUUGGCUGGGCAAAGGAUUCUAUCACUUUACCACUUACAAUUAAUAGCUCUCUAAUAUCUUUACUAAUGUGAAUCAUCCAGCUGAUAUUGAAGGUUUAUGGACAUUCAUUCAUUACUCACACAAUCUUAAUAAGGAAUAAAGUGUAUCUUUUAUUUAGUUUGGUAAUGACAAACCGAUUAGGUCUGCUAUAUAGAGUGUUCAUGUAAUUCCAACCAUUUUGAAGUUCUAUUUGGGUGGAAAACAUUUGAUUUAUAAAGGAUUUAAUGGAUAAAUAAGUGGAGCUUAUGUUAGUGUGAAUAAAGGCAUUUAUAUUGAUAAUGAGGAGAAAUUGCAAGAUUUAUUAAAAUCUAAUCCUUAACCUUCUACAUACAGAGUAGAAUUGAUUUAAAAUGCAUUAAUGGAUAAAAACACAAGAUUUGAGAUGAAUUCAGAAGCAAAGCAAUUUUAAUUUGAGGAUCAAAAAUUUAGUGGAGAAUACUCUUGGAGUGGUUGGUUCAAAUGGUCUAGUGUAAUUUAAAAUGCAUGGCAUUUAGCUGUUAGAUUGUCUACACUUGAAAAUUAUGAGAAUAAAGAUAGCUUGGGAGAUAGAACAUUAUGUUUAUGGGUUGGACAAUAAGCUGGCGGAGUCCUUUAUUUUUCUACCUAUACUUAUACAGACUUAUAUGGCUCAGGAAAUGCAAACAGUGUAUAGAAUGUUCAGUAUAAGGAUGAUAUUGCGAAGUGGCAUUUUAUUUAUUUUGGAUAUUCAAGAGUUUAAUAAUUGGCUUAUGGCAAAGUGGAAUUUGGAUAUAGAAAAGAAGAAGUCAAAUUUGAGAAUCAUCAUCAUUAUUUACCUAACAAAUUCUUUUUGUCAGUAGGCAGAGACAAAUGGCAUGAUCCUUAUUUGGGUAACAUAGCCUUUUUAAGAUUCUAAUCAGGAGAAGGAGCAUUUCAUUAGGGAGAAUUCAAGGAGAUUAACAAUGACUUAUUUGCUAACAAAUUGGGAUCAAUGGAAUUAUUGAAAUCUAAAUUGAAAUUUGAUAUUGAUAAGGAUGCUAUCACUAAGAUGUUUGCAUCUCCAUAGGUAGAUUAGAAGGAACCAAUAUUCUCUAAGAUUUUUAAUGAGGAGGAAUUGGACAAUGUGUCUGAAUAUGGUUAUGGAUUUUGGAGCAGAUUUCUCACCAGGUAUCCAACUCAAUUAGUUGAGGGAUUAAAAGCAGAUUGGUCAUUCAUUUCAAGAUUAACCAAAAACUAAAAUAAAGGGGAUAUGAAUUAUGGAGAUAGAACUUUGGCUAUUUGGUUAGGAAAAGGCUUCUAUCAUUUCACAACAUAUUCUCAUAAAUACGCUAAUGUAGUUCAUAACAUUGAUCAUCCAGUAGACAUUGAAGGAUUAUGGACAUUUAUUUAUUUCUCACAUAAUCUAUACAAAAAAGAAAGUGUAGCUAUGAUUAAAUUUGGAGAAGGCAAAGUGAUAAAAGGAGUUAUUCCAGCUAUUCAUCAGAGCCCAACCUUUUUACAAUUAUACAUAGGAGGUAAUAAUAUGAAGUAUGCCGCCUAUAAUGGGCAAUUUGCCGGAAUAUUGUUUUCGAUUGGGGAAGGAAUCUUCUUAUAAAGUGAGACAGAUUUGGAAAAAUUGUUAGAUAAAUUGAAAAAACCAAAUGAUUAUAGUUUGAAAUUAUAGACUAGAGAUAUGAUUGCAAAGCCUAAGUAGUCUUUUGUUGCUUAAGAAACAGUAUUUGAUGAUGUUCCAUUGGUUGGACAAUACUCAUGGAGUGGUUGGUUUAAAUGGAAAUAAAUGGGAUAAUAGUUUCCAUGGUAUCUUAUGGUUAGACUGGCGAUAAUUAGAAAUACAAGUGAUAUGAAAUUAUUAGGAGAUAGAACUUUAACGGCAUUCAUGGGUCAAGGUUACAUUCACUUUACAACCUACACUUAUAAAAAUAUAUAUGGUGAGGGUACUCCAAAUAUUUGGUAGAACAUUAAUCAUGAUGGAGAACAUAUAUAAUGGCAUUUUGUGUACUUUGGGUAUUCGAGAGCAUAAAGAUUGGCUUAUGCUAGAGUUGACUUUGAUGGUGGGAUUGAGUCUGUGUCAUUCAAAGAAACUAACCAUUUUGUUCCCAAUGUUUUUGCUUUGACAAUUGGAAAAGAUAAAUGGUUCAAUUAAUAUAAUGGAGACAUUGGAUAUUUUAGAUUUAAUGCAGGAGAAGGUGCAUUCCAAACUGAAAAUUAUGACAAAGUGUAAAAUGAUAUCUUUGCAUUCAAAAUUGGAAGACUAUAUACAGUAAAUCCUAAUAAACCACCUCCAGAAGAACUGAGAAAACAAGAGUAAUUUGACAAUUCUUUGGAAGGGUAAACAGUCUAUUCAUUUGAAAUAUCAAAGGAUAUUUAUGAAUAAUCGAUAUCUUCCCAUGUACCUGAAAUUAUAGGAGCAGAAGGAGAAAUUAUUAAGAAUACUGAGUAGAUUGAGGAAGAGUAAAAAAUACUUUAGAAAAAGGAAGAAGAAUUGAAGAAAGAAGCUGAAAAGUUCAAGGAUGAAAAGUCAGUCGGAAUAAAAGAUGGUCAUUAUCAAUUUCCUGAUUAAGAUUAGAAAAAAGUUGUAUCAGAUGAAUCAGUUGAUAUUGUUAAACCUAUCCAAGAGUAACCGAAGAAAGAUGGAGAAUAACCAAAAUAAUAAGAAUAAUAACAAUAAUAAUAAUAAAAAUAAUCAGAUUGGGAUGGAUUAAGAUUCUACGGGUAUGGAUUCUAUUUGAGAUAUCUUACAAUGUAUCCAGAAUAAUUAAGAGAUGGUAAAUUUGCCCCAUUUUAUUUCGUAUCUAGACUAACUUGGAAUCCUUAACCAUAAGAUGUUGGUAUGGGGGAUAGAGUGCUAGCCAUCUUUUAAGGAUAAGGAUCAUAUAGUUUCCAUACUCUAGACAGGCCAUCCAAUAAUCCUAAUUUAAGAACUGUUAUUCCUUAUGCUGAUAUUGAAGGAGUUUGGACCUUUGUUUAUUUCAGCUAUUCACAAGUAGAUAAGAAGGCCAUAGCAUUUAUCAAGUAUGACAACAACGCUGAACUAUACAGAAGAGAUAUCAUUUGUAAUCAUGGAGACGUUGAGUAUUUGAAAUUGAUGAUUGGAGGAAAGUAAGGUAUUUAUUAAGGAUUCAAUGGUUAAAUUGCCAAUUACGCUUUUAAGUAUGGUAAAGCAGCGUAUGUAAAUAAUUUUGAGUUGUUCAAGAGGACUCUAUCAAAUAGAAUACCCCAUCCGAUUGCUGAUGAUUACAAGUUUAAUCAAAUUAAAAUUAUUGAGGGUUCAUCAGGGUUCAAAGGAGAUGAAUAGACUGACAGUAUUUAAGAAAUAGAAAGCCACUUCUAAAAUGAAUAUGCAAUAAGUGGGUGGUUAAGAUGGGAUUAACCUAUUGGGGCACCCUUCUUCGCAAUAUUUAGGUUGAGUGGAUUCAAAGUAGAGGAUAACAACGAUUCCAAAUUAGGUGAUAGGGACAUGAUGCUAUUCAAACACACCUCAUAUUACUUAUUCCAAUCAUACAAUUAUCACAAUUUGAAUGGAGCAGGAGAUUUUGCAAUUAAUUGGUCAGUGAACCAUCAAGAGUGGGAUUAAUUUUGGCACUUUUUCUAUAUUGGUUAUAAACGAGAGAGCAAGUAACUCUAUUAUUAUAUCUCAUUUGUUGAUGAUGAAUUCGAUCAAGUGCAUAAUAACAUCCAUCACUUCAUCGUUCAUAAACAUUAUCUCCAAUUCGGAAGAGACUACAGCAAAUUCUAUAGCAAACACAGAGGAUUCACAGGACAAGCCACUCAGGUCUUAUUGAGUUAUGGUAAAGGGUCAUUCCAAACUAAACCGUUUAAUAAUGAUAUCUUCAUGUAUAUGAAAGGAGUCAAAGAAUUGUUUUCAUCUCUAGAAUUAGUCACAAGGGAAAGUGACAGAAAUAAAUUGCUAGUUGCAGAUGCUAAUAAACAAGGCACACUAAUGGAUCUAGAAGUCAAUGAUGGAACAGACUAUAACAUUAGAGGAUUGAAUGAGUAUGGUUGGGCCUUGUGGUGCAGAUGGUCGAGGACCUUGAAUCGACCCAUUUAAUUCAAAGAUUAUUGGUACUCUCUUGCAAGAAUUGCCAACAGGAAGGGUCACCAAGAUUUGGCAACUCCAGGAGAUAGAACAUUAGCUACUUGGAUAGGCAUGGGAUUCUAUUUGUUUAGUACUUAUACCAAAGGAGUCUUACAAGUGACUGAAACCAUUCCCUAUGGAAGGUAUGAAGGACAAUGGAAUCUUAUUGUUUUUGCAUAUAGGAAGAAUAUGGCUAAGGCAAGUGUUCUUUUUGGACAAGAUUAAACUAUUGUAGAGAGAGAGUUCAAAGUAAAGCACAACUUGAUUAAAGAUUAUUUAAGAUUCGUUGUUGGUUCAGAAUUCCAUUAUAAAUUCUUUAAUGGUCAUUUAGUAAAUAUCCAACUCAGAUUGGGCAGUGGAGCCUAUCUAAGCAAAGAAGAAAUAGUAAUUAUUGCUAAUGGAGAAUUAGGAUUACCUGCAGAAUCCAAAUAUGAUUAGAGUAGAAAAACUGUUGAAAUUGUAAAGGGACGAAUUUCUAAUUCAGGGCAAGGCAGAGAAUACGAGAUCAAAGAAGAAGUUGCUUAAGGGAAAUUAGAAUAUUCAAUAUCUGGCUGGGCUAAAUGGGUAGAUAUACCAAAUAUACAACCCUGGUACAUGUUAUAUCGUGUCUCAUACUACGAUUAUAAUGAACUAUUGAAUAUGGAAAUACCUGGAUCAAGAAUCUUUUAGUGUCAUAAAGCUUAUGGAUUCUAUCAUUUUAAUACAUAUACAGUUGAUUAGGAGAAUGGAGGAGCAUGGUAUAUUACGAAGAACAUUGAUUACGAUAUAACCUAACAUAAAAAUUGGGUCUUUUUCUAUCAAGCCUAUUCUCAUUCUAAGCGAUAGGUCCAUCUCUAUGUCAAAUUUCCAGGAUUUGAAGAACACUAUACAUAUAACAACAUAAAUCAUUUUAUUGCUUAGAAAUUUAAGGUUCAUUUUCUAUUGGAUAGAUGGAGUCCAGGUUUCAAUGGUUUUCUUGACAGUUGGUACUUUAAUGUAGGUUCUGGAUCGUAUAAAGAAAGUGGAUAUGGUAUAGGUGAAAAUGAAGAAACUACUUUUGGAUUUGGAUUGCAUAAACCAGCUGAACCAAAGAAUUGGUAAUUUGAUGAUAAUUAUGCAUGUGGAUUUACCUAAUAAAAUGUAGGGUAAGAAGUGGAAUAUAAGGACGAUCUACAAAUAGACGGAUUAGUUGAAUAUGGAUAUGGUAUGUGGACUAGGUUUGCUUGGAAUACUCCAAUUAAAAUCAUCAGUAAACCAACAUGGAUGGCAUUAUCAAGAUUGACAGUUAAUCCAAAUUAUUAAGGAGAUGCUGGUUAAUUGGGAGACAGAGCUUUGGCUAUAUGGGUUGGACCUGGAUACUAUCAUUUUACAACAUCAACUAGAGGAAAUUAUAAUGUAGUACAUAAUAUCGAAUAUGAUCAAAUGUUGGAUGGAUAAUGGAAUUACAUUUGGUUUGGAUAUAAAAGAAUGAAUGAUAAACAAGGCAGUGCAAUUGGAUAUGUAGCAUUUGAAGGUUCAUUGAUAAGAAAGACAAAUUUCGGUAAUAUUCUCCAACAACCCUUGAAUGACUACUUGUAUUUGGCUGUAGGAAGUUCAGGCAGAUACUUUCUGGAUAGGUAUUAUCAAUUUAAUGGUCACAUCUAAAAGGUGUCUUUGGUGUUAGGACCUGGAGGUUACUUUGAAAAUGAAGAUUUAUUGAGAAAGUAAAUCCCAUCUAAACCAGACUUUAUGAGAAAUCUAAAGCAAUUUUCCAAGGUGGUUGUAGAUGAGGUCAAAAUUAUGAAAAGAGAGGAAUGGGUACCAUAACCUGUAGAAUUCAAUGAAGAGUUUGAUGGGGCAUAUGAAUAUUCAGUUUCAUUGUGGUUUAAGUGGACUAAAACUUAUAGAGUGGCAUGGGAAAAUGUAUUCUCAGUGUCAUAUAAUGAAUAAAACAUUAGGGCAAAUCAUGCUAAGCCUGGAGAUAGAGUCUUAUCUAUGUUUUAAUAUGCAGAUCACAGAAUAUUCUUCAGUACAUAUACAACUCCUGGCAAUCAUGAUUAAUUUGCUCAUUUAUACACUGAAUGUCCAGUUGAUAUACCAUCUCAAAAUGAAUGGGUUUAUGGAUAUUAUGCUUAUAGUAGAUACCAAAAUAAGGUGAUAUCAUAUUUGCAAACCAAAACAUAGAAGUGCUUAAAGUCAUUGUCCUGCAUGCAUAGAGUACCUAAGUACAUGGGAUUAUAUGUGGGCAAAGAUGGUAUUCAUACACCUUACAAUGGCAAGUUCAGCAAAUUAUAUUUUAUGGGCAAUGCAGGUUCCUACAUAGAUAGUAAUUUCUAAUCCUUUUAACCUUUUGCUGCUGGAGGUAUAUCAAUUACAAAGCCAUCCUAUUUUUGGAGCGAUUAAAAGGAAAGAUUUGAGAUUGCUUAUGAUUAGAAUAAAGUAUUUGAAUUAAAACCAGAGGAGGUUGAUGAAUAAACAUCUUAUAGUAUAGGUAUGUGGACAAAAUACUUUACCGCUAUUCCAAAAAGACUGCUUCAAAAGCCAGAUUGGUUACAUAUUGCUCGUUUAACAAUUAAUCCUAAUCAUAAAAACUAUGAAAAUAUUGGAGACAGAACUCUGGCCAUUUUUAUUGGAAGAUAAUAUUAUGGAUUCUUUACUUAUAAUGCUGCUAAUAACAAUCCAAAUAUUGUUUAAAAUAUUAGAUAUGACGAUAAUUUAGAAGGCGAAUGGAAUUUCAUUUAUUUCUCCUAUAAUUCUGAAAUGCAAUUGGCAUCUGGUUUUGUAAAAUUCAGUAAACUCGAUAAAAUCUAAAGAAUCCAAUUCAGAGACAUUUAACAUCGACCUAUUGAUAAUUAUGCAAAAUUAGUAAUAGGAAAUGAGUUCUAGUAUCAGGGAUUCAAUGGAUAGAUUGCCAGUCUAUAAUUAGGAUUUGGUAAGAAAUAUUACGUUCAUGACUCCGAUGCUCUGAAUAAAAUCAUUCUUGAAUUCUUUAAAACUCCUGCUGAGGAAGAGGAUGAUAACAGAAAAAUCAAUAUUGUUGACUAAAUUAAAGAAAGGGUGUUUAACAAUGGGCCUGAUUAUAAGGAAAUCUUAGAUUAGAAAGGUGCUGAAGAGUAUGCUAUGUACGGAUGGUUUAGAUAUACAAGUACGCAAUUAAAGACUCCAAAUAAUUGUAUAAUGAGAUUAACUAAUAAUGAAUAAGCAUACAGGGGUGAAAUAAGUAGAGUUGGAGAUAGAACACUAUUAGUGAUGUUGUAACCAGGUGAAUAUGUGUUUGCAACCUAUUCCCUUGGUAAUAUUGAUAAUGGAUAAGUUGUGAACAUCAGAAGACCAACGCCUUAUAAAAGCAACCUUGGCAUAUGGACUUAUAUUUACUUUGGAUAUCAUUUUUCAAAGAGAAAAGCAUCAGGAAUCAUCAAGUAUCCAAAUAGUUAUGCACUAAUUCCAUAUGAAAAUGUAUUACAUAUGGUUCCGAACUAUUUAUUAUUCUUUUUUGGAGGAGAUGGAAUGCUUGGAGGAUGGCAUGGGUAAAUGUAAAAAGUGAAUUUGUUAUUUGGACGGGGGUCAUUUGUAGAUUGUAAUAAAGGAAAUUUCGAAGAAAAAUUGCCAAAUCUUUAAGGAGUUGAAUCUAAGCCAUUGAUUUGGGAUGGAAUAGACAAUAAAAUGAUUGAAGUGCCAUUAGCAGAUAGGCCAGGAUUAGAUAUUGUGUUUAAUAAGGAUGUAAGUGGAUUUACUGAAUAUGGUUAUGGAUUGUGGACUAGAUGGCUGACUACCAUUCCAAAGAGGAUAAUAGAGAAGGCUCCAUUUCAUCAAUUGAUCAGAUUAUGUAGUACGGAAUAAUACGAAGAUGCUGCUUAAUUGGGUAAUAGAGCGUUGGCAAUUUGGGUUGGUAAAGGCUAUUAUCACUUUACAACUUACAAUAAGAUUGGAAACAAGAUUUCUAUUUCUCAGAAUAUCAACUAUGAUGACAAUUUAGAAGGGGAAUGGAAUUACAUCUACUAUUCAUUCACUAAUAAGUAAUAGGCAAGAGCUGUUGGAUUUGUAUAUUUUAGUGAACAAGCAGGUACAGCCAUAUCUCGAGUUGAAUUUUUGAAUUUAGAACAUGUGCCUCUCAAUGGGUAUGCUAGAGUUGUGGCUGCCAAUAAAGAGUUUGGGUAUUAGUCAUUUAAUGGAAUGAUUGCAGAUUUGCAAAUUCAUUUAGGAAAUGGAUUUAUAGGAUCUAGAGAGUAAUUGAUCAAAGAAAUCAUUCAACUUAAUCCACGACCACCCAUUGAAAUCAUAUCUAAAAUGGAUGUUAAUUUGAUUAAGACUGAAGUUGUCAUAAAGCCUGAAGAAAGGAAAGAGAUGAAAUACAAAUAUGAUUAAUACAAAGGUGUAAAUGAAUAUGCAGUCUCUGGUUGGCUGUAAUCUUAAGUAAUGGGUUUGACAGAAGCUUAUAGAAAUGUAUUUAGAUUGAGCAUCAACGCACCAGAUUUCUAGAGAGAUAAAUAAUAUGCAGGAGAUCGAACUCUAUCAUUAUUCUAAAGUAAGACUAAGCUAACAUUUUCAACUUACACAUAUGGAAAAUUAGAUUCAUAAGGAGAUGAUAGCAAUGAAUUCAAUAGAAUCAUUAAUUCAGGAAAUAGUAAUGGAGAGUGGGUGUUUGUGUACUUUGGAUAUUAAUUCAAAUCGAAAUAAGCCUUUGCAUUUACUCUGUUCAUGAAUCAUUAGGAUAGUGCUCAAUUUAAUAAUAUAAGACAUUUUGUUCCUAAUUAAUUCUUCUUCUCAUUGAGUAAUGAUGGAUAUUAUCCAAUAUUUGAUGGUAGUUUAUAUGAUUGGAAUCUAUACUUCGGUGAUGGGGCAUUCACUAAGAGACCAAGGUAGAUAAUUAAUUCGUGGCCUGUAGAACCAAUUGAGGAAUUCGAAGGAGUGAUCUCUGCACUAUUAUCAAAUAAAGGUCUAAAUUCUAUGAAAGUGAUAAGACCUGAGAAAAAGGAAGAUGAGGAAAUUGUAUUUAAGAAUAACUUCCCUAAGUCUGGGGCAAUUUCAGGAAACCCACUACCACGUUCUGGUUAAACUUAAGUUGAUUCUAAAUAACCAAAUAAAAUAACUUAAACUCUUAAAUAACCUGAAUCAGGUUAAGUUAAUACUUAAUAAUAAUAAUAAUAAUAAUAAUAAUAACAAUAAUCUAGAAAACCAUUAUCUGGAAUAGCAGAUCCAAAGUGA
Molecule: messenger RNA, 16878 nt
Organism: Paramecium octaurelia
Lineage: Eukaryota; Ciliophora; Oligohymenophorea; Peniculida; Parameciidae
Source: the annotation of a GenBank genome assembly